AUGAAGUUCAGCUGUCUGUCCUCCCGACAGCCUUCCAUGGGUUUCGUCUUAAACAGUGUCAAGAUCCUGGAAAUGUGGUGGCAGCCCAUCCUAUGCAGCCACUGGCACUGUAUCCUGGCAGCAGCCCACAUCGCACACCGGGACUGGGAGGACGCAUCCUGGCGGGAGCUGCUGGAGCAGAUGCUGGGGAUGAGACCCGCCCAGAUACAGGCCUUGCUGUGGGAUGGGGACAAGUUCAGCCAUGGAGUGAUCAUGGGUCUGGUGGACACUGGGGACACUUUGCUGUGCCCAGAAAACAUAGGUCAUGACGAGGUGAAGGAGCUGGAGAAUCAAGCCCUGCUACCAGCUCUGGGACAGAAGUACCUGACUGUGCUUACCAACCCCUGCUGGCUGCUUCAGCCCAUCCCGGGGUGGGCUGGAAAGGACAUGUUCCAGGUGGACAUCCCCGAGCACCUGAUCCCCUUUGGUCAGGAGGCCUGUCCAGACUGGGUUCUUAAGAGGAAGGUGACCAAGAGACCAGCUCAUGGUGACACUAUCCAGUUGCCACCAGGCCCUGGACGUGCCUGUCUGGUUGAGUCUGAAUCGGCCCCACCCUGGGGUGCACUGCCCACUUGGUAUGGGGUCUGGGGCCAGGACUUCCCUCAUGCCGUGCUGCUCUGGCCUCAGUGA
Budorcas taxicolor (takin) is the source of this 669-nucleotide messenger RNA. It is a transcript of the gene EOLA1, whose product is annotated as endothelium and lymphocyte associated ASCH domain 1. The transcript is spliced from 2 exons. NCBI's taxonomy places the organism in Eukaryota, Metazoa, Chordata, Mammalia, Artiodactyla, Bovidae. Bases 1 to 669 code for a protein of 222 amino acids. The record is from RefSeq and is a predicted model, not a curated record.